GUCUCGUAUAAGGUGGCAAAUCCAAUUAUUAUGCAUAAAAACUGGUCUAUUUUUUAACGCAUUUCAGUUACUCUUGCAUAAAAAAUGAUAAUACCACAGCUUAGGUGCAACGUUGUCAAGAGUUAUGGAAGAUAUAUCCAUUUCACAAUUUGAAGAAAUGUUUACAUUUUUGCAAUUUCCGUACAUUUUCGCGAUCUCCGCUUUUCCUCGGCUUCUUUCGUGAAGUACGCAUAUAUUGAUGACGUAGGGCAAACAACACAAUUUCCUCGUAAACAAAGAAAGCCAACAUGAGUUCGGUAAGAUAUUUUUGUGUUACAAUAUUUUGUUUUACAUGGAAUUGCAUCACGCAUACUUGCUUUAGUUUAUGUUUCAUUUUCUUGACUUAACUUUUGCCUUGAUUGUAAUUACGACUUUGCAGACAAACUAAUUUUAAAGAAACUUAUUGCAACUGUCAAUUCCACGUCGGUGUCCAUAUAUUUUCGGACAUUGAAUUAAAAAAACCCUGUUCUUAUGUCUAGAAAAAUGCUUCUUCAUAGGCAUCGUCUAAUUUAGCGGUUGUAUAAAUCGUUUAUAUACCCGUAAAGUAGAGCAAGUUGGUAAUUAAUAAAUAUGGUUUCAUGAAUUUGGUGCAUUUAAAUAUCUGUUUUGAAGAAGUAUGUACAUGUACAACUAGAAAAGCUGUCAGACGAAGCAUGCAUUCUACAAAUACAAGUGCCACAAAGUUUGGUCACCUGAUUCAAAUGUUAUUAAAAUGUGUUAUCUUUCUAUAUUCACUUUAGACGUCAUCAUCAAGCUCAAACAGCAUUUUUGACAGUCCUGUGCGUCUAAGAAAAAGGAGAGCCUCCCAAAGAAGAGCAUCCCCAAGCACAAGUGCCACAGAGAGCCCAAUUCGACCAGCUCGUGGCAGAGGAAGGGGCAGAGGAAAGGGCAAAGGUCCGGCUUCCCGAAAAGGCAAAAAAUCUGUUCGGGAAGCUGAUCCAAAUAGGGAUGAAGUUGCCCUUUCUGUCAUUCAAACAAGGAAAGACAGAUUUCGAGAAGACAUGAAGACCAUGCCAAGAGAACAGCUUGAGGAAAUAAUAUUGGGGGUCCUAGAUGAGAACCCUGGUCUUAUAUUGGACUUUCAUAAGCCAGUAGCCAGGGGUGAAGGUGGAUACCAUCCACCUGAGGGUGCUGAGUCACCAGACUGGUGUGUGUGUGGAAAAUGCAGGGAAAUGCCAACCCAGGCAGAGCGAAUAUGCUGCGAAAGGGAGCCAAGACACUGCUUUUCUCUACUGCCUGACUUCACAGUUCUUGUGCUGGACCCUGCAGUACUGAGACUGGCGAGACUGCAGCGAAGGGACAUUCUUCUGCUGGAUGAUGCUGAUGAAGAGGACCCGCACAAGGCCAACAGACAUGCUGCCUACAGACAAUAUAUACUGUGGGCACAUGGAAGGCUUGGAGUAGGCAACAGAAGAGUUAUUCCAUCAUGCUGUGUUUGGGCGAUCAGAGACAAGUACCCUAACCCCUUCCAAAUUUAUGUGGGUUUUGUUCCUGCCCGUCUUGUUUGAAAAGGUGUGACAUUAACCCUACAGCUUUGAAAGGCAUCAGCUUGAAUUAUGGUCAUGCAGGGCUUGUUUUCCUUCUGUAACAAGGGCCUUAUAAAGGCCCCUUCCCUAAGGAAACUUCUUUAAAAAAUCAUGCGUUUUACCCCAAAUAAUAUGCUUACUUUGGGAAAUGUGUUCCCCUUUUUCAUUUUUGUUGAAAAAAAUUUCCCCAAAAUUGAAGGCCAUGCCCUUUCCCAAAUCAAGAAAAAAAGCCCUGUCAUGUAUUGCAAAACAACAAAUCAUCAACUUUUUAUUUGUGAA
Molecule: messenger RNA, 1844 nt
Organism: Dreissena polymorpha
Lineage: Eukaryota; Metazoa; Mollusca; Bivalvia; Myida; Dreissenidae
Product: P2X purinoceptor 7-like
Exons: 4
Coding region: 1041-1547 (168 amino acids)
Source: RefSeq, a predicted model, not a curated record